Messenger RNA from Haliotis rufescens (red abalone), 603 nucleotides. RefSeq lists its product as uncharacterized. Bases 13 to 435 code for a protein of 140 amino acids. The transcript is spliced from 2 exons. Lineage: Eukaryota; Metazoa; Mollusca; Gastropoda; Lepetellida; Haliotidae. The record is from RefSeq and is a predicted model, not a curated record.
AUUCUCAAUACGAUGUGGAAGAUAGCAGCGUUCUCCUUGGUCCUCGCUGUUAGUGUCAAAUCGAAUGUUGGUGAUUGUGCGUCUAUAUGUGCUGACUUUACCAGACUUCCACAAGUGAAAAUGAAUACUAAUCUCGUAAAAUCUCCGCAUCGUCAUACAAGUGCUACCUUCCUGAAAUGUGUGAAGAUUUGCCUUGGCUGGUCCCUGUGCAAGUCCUUUGACUAUGUCAUGGCUGAACAGCGAUGCACUCUCAACGAGAAGGACGAAACCGAUCUAAAAUCAACAUCAUUGGAGUUCGAAGAAGGGACUAUAUACAGUUCCAUCUCACUGUGGGAAAGACGUUUCUCUGGGGUCUGUGACGGCCAUGUCUGCGCUGACAAUGACUACUGCUAUGUCACCAGAGACGGCACAGCGGACUGUGCACAUUUUCCUUAGUUGAUGUAUCUCGAUCGCGAUUUCUAUUUCUAUUUGCGUGUUUGAACUGUCAGCAAUAUAUAUAAUUCGCCUUGUGGGCCAUUACAUUAUCACAUAUGCAUGGUUGUUUGUUUGUUCAUCUUGUUUGUUCAUUUGUUGGUUGUUUAACGCCGCACUAUUUCAGCUAUA